AAAGACCUCUGUACAGCGCAUCGAAGAUAGCGAGAAGUCUCUCAUUUCUAUUUCUUCUCUCUCGUUUAUUCCCUCUCUCUGCAAAGCAGCCUUUGAAACCCUAAAACUCCUCGGAUUGCGAGCUCAGUUUGAGAGCUGGAAAGUCCAAAAUUUGGCCAAUUGAGCUCAGAUUUGUGACUCAGCUUUGCUAAAUUGGGAUUGAUUUGCGUAUUUUCUGUUUGAGUUGGGCGUUUCCUUGGCUUUUCAAUUGAAAACUCUCUACUUUUUUCGGUUUUGGUGGUUUGGUCUCUGGAUCGGUUGGUUUUGGAAUCUGGAAGCUCCAGAGAUGUCCUCUUUGAGCAGAGAAUUGGUAUUUCUCAUACUCCAGUUCCUUGAAGAAGAGAAAUUCAAGGAGUCUGUGCAUAAACUCGAGAAAGAAUCAGGAUUUUUCUUCAACAUGAAGUACUUUGAGGAGAAAGUUCAGGCUGGAGAAUGGGAAGAAGUUGAAAAAUACUUAUCUGGAUUUACCAAGGUUGAUGAUAACAGAUACUCCAUGAAGAUAUUCUUUGAAAUCAGGAAGCAGAAAUAUCUUGAAGCUCUUGAUCAGCAAGACAAGGCUAAGGCUGUUGAAAUCUUAGUAAGUGAUUUAAAAGUAUUCUCAACAUUUAAUGAAGAAUUGUACAAAGAAAUCACUCAACUCUUGACUCUUGGAAAUUUCAGGGAAAAUGAACAGCUAUCCAAGUAUGGUGAUACAAAAACAGCUCGUAGCAUAAUGUUGAUAGAGCUGAAGAAGCUCAUUGAAGCAAAUCCUCUUUUCCGCGAUAAACUUGCCUUUCCUACUCUGAAGUCAUCCCGAUUGAGGACUCUAAUUAAUCAAAGUUUAAACUGGCAGCAUCAGUUAUGCAAGAAUCCGAGGCCAAACCCUGACAUUAAGACUCUAUUCACCGACCAUACAUGUACACCUCCAAAUGGUCCUCUUGCUCCUGCACCUGUCAACCUUCCAGUUGCUGCUGUGGCAAAGCCUUUGAAUUAUACAUCUCUUGGGGCACAUGGUACCUUUCCACCCUCUGCUGCAGCAGCUAAUGCCAGUGCGUUAGCUGGUUGGAUGGCAAAUGCUUCUGCUUCUUCAUCUGUUCAAGCAGCUGUUGUCACUGCAUCAUCCAUUCCUGUUCCACAGAAUCAAGUUUCUGUCUUGAAACGGCCAAGAACACCACCAACAGCUCCGGGUAUGGUUGAUUAUCAAAGUCCUGACCAUGAACAACUAAUGAAACGUUUGCGGCCUGCCCAAACUGUUGAGGAGGUUACAUAUCCAACAUCUCGGCAGCAGGCAUCUUGGUCUUUGGAUGACCUGCCAAGGACAGUAGCUUUAACUCUUCAUCAAGGUUCAGCUGUCACGAGCAUGGAUUUUCAUCCUUCUCACCAUGUAUUGCUUCUUGUUGGUUCUGCUAAUGGUGAGGUUACACUAUGGGAUGUUGGGCUACAGGAGAGGUUGGUUUCAAAGCCCUUCAAGAAUUGGGAAAUGACAGCCUAUUCAUUGCAAUUUCAGGCUUCCUUUGUCAAAGAUACACAAAUUUCUGUCAAUCGUGUUACUUGGAGUCCUGAUGGAAGUCUUGUAGGCGCUGCAUUUAAUAAGCACUUGAUUCACCUGUAUGCUUAUACUGGGUUAAAUGAUCUACGCCAGCAAUUAGAGAUUGAUGCUCAUGUUGGAGGCGUUAAUGACUUGGCUUUUGCUCAUCCAAACAAACAACUGUGUGUGGUAACCUGUGGAGAUGAUAAGCUGAUAAAGGUGUGGGAUUUAGCAGGACGGAAACUGUUUAAUUUUGAAGGUCAUGAGGCUCCUGUCUAUUCUAUAUGUCCUCACCACAAAGAAAAUAUCCAGUUCAUAUUCUCAACUGCUAUUGAUGGAAAAAUAAAGGCUUGGCUAUAUGAUAAUAUAGGAUCUAGAGUUGACUAUGAUGCUCCAGGCCGUUGGUGCACUACAAUGCUUUACAGUGCUGAUGGUAGUAGAUUAUUCUCUUGUGGAACAAGUAAAGAAGGGGAUUCUUUCUUAGUUGAAUGGAAUGAAAGUGAAGGAGCAAUAAAGAGGCAUUAUGUUGGGUUUAGAAAGAAGUCAACGACGGGUGUAGUGCAGUUUGACACCACACAAAACCACUUUUUGGCUGCAGGGGAAGAUAGCCAGAUAAAGUUUUGGGAUAUGGAUAAUGCCAAUAUGCUUACAAGUACAGAUGCAGAUGGUGGACUACCGAGUCUCCCUCGCCUGAGAUUCAACAAAGAGGGAAAUCUACUUGCUGUUACUACUGCAGAUAACGGAUUCAAGAUACUUGCAAAUGCUUCUGGUCUCAGGUCAUUGAGAACCGUAGAAACUCCAGCUUUUGAAGCAUUGAGAUCGCCUAUUGAAUCAGCUGCUAUCAAGGUUUCUGGCACUUCUGGUGUUACAAGUGUCAGUCCAGUCAACUGUAAAGUGGAAAGGAGCUCUCCUGUCAGGCCUUCUCCAAUUCUUAAUGGGGUUGAUACCUUGAAUAGAAGCAUGGAAAAGCCCAGAACUGUGGAUGAUGUAAUUGAUAAAGCAAAGCCGUGGCAGUUGGCUGAAAUUGUGGAUCCUGGUGACUGCCGAAUGGUUACCUUGCCUGACAGCACAGAUUCUUCCAGCAAGGUUGUUCGACUUCUGUAUACAAACUCUGGUGUUGGCAUUUUGGCACUCGGGUCAAAUGGAAUUCAGAAGCUGUGGAAAUGGACACGCAAUGAUCAUAAUGUAACUGGAAAGGCCACUGCCAGUGCCGUUCCACAGCAUUGGCAACCAAACAGUGGUCUUCUUAUGGCUAAUGAUGUCUCAGGUGUUAACCUUGAAGAAGCAGUCCCGUGCAUAGCACUUUCAAAGAAUGACUCAUAUGUAAUGUCAGCUGCUGGAGGAAAGGUUUCACUGUUCAAUAUGAUGACAUUCAGGGUAAUGACAACAUUCAUGUCUCCUCCUCCUGCUUCAACCUUCCUAGCAUUCCAUCCUCAGGAUAAUAACAUCAUAGCCAUUGGAAUGGAGGAUUCAACUAUACAUAUCUACAAUGUUCGAGUGGAUGAGGUGAAAUCAAAAUUGAAAGGUCACCAGAGGAGAAUUACUGGUUUGGCUUUUUCCACCAAUCUCAAUAUCUUGGUUUCUUCAGGUGCUGAUGCUCAACUUUGUGUCUGGAGUGUUGACACAUGGGAGAAAAGGAAAUCAGUUACGAUUCAAAUUCCAGCAGGAAAGGCACCUAAUGGUGACACUUGGGUGCAGUUCCACUCUGAUCAGACCCGCUUGCUGGUGGUACAUGAGACCCAGUUAGCAAUAUAUGAUGCCUCUAAGAUGGAACGUGUCCGGCAGUGGGUACCUCAAGAUGCAUUAUCUGCACCCCUAUCCUAUGCGGCAUUCUCUUGCAACAGCCAAUUAAUUUAUGCUGCAUUUUGUGAUGGUAAUGUUGGGGUAUUUGAUGCUGAUAGCUUGAGACUAAGGUGCCGAAUUGCUUCAUCAGCAUACUUGUCCCAGGCAGUCUUGAAUGGAAGCCAAUCCCUUUACCCUCUUGUUGUUGCUGCACAUCCCCAAGAGGCCAACCAAUUAGCUUUAGGGUUGACAGAUGGGUCUGUUAAAGUGUUGGAACCCACAGAAUCAGAGAGGAAAUGGGGAUCAACUCCUCCAGUGGAUAAUGGGAUGCUAAAUGGCAGGACUACAUCAUCAUCCACAACAAGCAACCACACGCCGGAUCAGUUGCAGAGAUGAAAUUCCUUGUAUUCUACUUAGGUUGCAUCUGUAAUUUACCAACACAGAAUUUAGGUUCCUAGUCCCCGUAUGUUCCUUAUCAAAGGUAACUUAGGACAUUAAUGAUUAAAGUUGCUCAUUCUUGUAUACUAAUGUGUAGUUAGCAGUAGCUAUUUGAUUUUAGCCGCGCCCCCAAACCCCACACCCACCCCCCACCCCCCCCAACAUUCACUGAGUGAUAAGCUCUCUCCAACAGUUACUCUAUUGAUAAUUUGUUUUGCAUUUAAAUAAACUCAAUUGUGAUUGUGAUUCCCUUGUAUUGCAGCAAAA
Molecule: messenger RNA, 4033 nt
Organism: Hevea brasiliensis (rubber tree)
Lineage: Eukaryota; Viridiplantae; Streptophyta; Magnoliopsida; Malpighiales; Euphorbiaceae
Product: topless-related protein 3
Exons: 25
Coding region: 326-3724 (1132 amino acids)
Biological process (GO): regulation of DNA-templated transcription
Molecular function (GO): protein binding
Source: RefSeq, a predicted model, not a curated record